Benincasa hispida (wax gourd) is the source of this 1813-nucleotide messenger RNA. RefSeq lists its product as uncharacterized. The record is from RefSeq and is a predicted model, not a curated record. NCBI's taxonomy places the organism in Eukaryota, Viridiplantae, Streptophyta, Magnoliopsida, Cucurbitales, Cucurbitaceae.
CACCAUUUUUAUCCUUUUUUGUUUUUUUUGUUUUUUCAAUUAUAUAAUAUCUAAAUUACGUUACAAAUCCAGAGAGAUCGAAGGAAACUCCAUUUCCUUCUUCAUCUUCUUCAAUUUUCUCUUUCAGGGUUUUUCUUUUCUUUUCUUUUCUUUUUUUUUUUGUUGCUAAUUUGCGCACUGUGGUGCUACUUAUCCUGCGCUGUCGCUCUGGAAUGUCGCCGGCGGAGCGUAGAACUAUUUUCUCAUCAGAAUUUCGAGGUAUAGGAGUGUUUUUUGAAGAAGAAAAGCCGAAUUGAAGAUACUCGAAGAUUUGAAUUCGGAUUCGGAUUCGGAUUCGGUCUUAAUCGGACUCGUAAUGGAUGGCCAGAAAAGUCAGUUGAAGCUUACGAGAACUCAGUCGUCGUUACUCCGUUCUUCACCGACUUUUCGAUCGUCCUUUCAUAGUUUAUCGUCCAUCACAGAGGGGGAACUCAUCGCUGUUCAUCAGGAGGAUGAUGAUGAAGAGAAGCAGAGGCCUAAGAAGCCUCGUAGGUCCGGUUCAUCGCCGAGAACCGGAUUGAACCGAUUUGCGAACCGUGUUCUUGUUAUGGCUUUGCUUCUUUGCUUUACCUCCUUUUCGUUGCUCUUUGCGUUCUUCUUUCUAAGGAAGGAUGGGCUACUCCCUUCGGAAAACUUGUUGUUGGCUUUGAUUUUUGUUGCUAUUACGCUUGUAUUUGUUAGCAAGAAUAAGGGGUUAAUUUUACAUAUUCUUUCGUUUAUCAAGCAUUCCUGGCACCAGAGUACGAAGAAAUUAUGUUACACCAGGACGGAUUCGACUCCGGUCCAGUGGUACAUUGGGGAUUCGAACGGAGCCGAAGACGACGCCCAAAAGCAGAGUAAAAUUAUCAGAGAGGGCGUAGAGUUCUAUAGCAAUGGCGAUUUCUACGAGGGUGAGUUUCACAACGGGAGUUGUAAUGGUAGUGGUGUUUAUAACUAUUUCCUAAGUGGUAGAUACGAAGGAGAUUGGGUCGAUGGGAGGUAUGAUGGCUAUGGGGUUGAGGGCUGGGCGAAAGGGAGUCGUUACAGAGGCCAAUAUCGACAGGGUCUUAGACAUGGAUUUGGAGUCUAUAAGUUCUUCACGGGGGAUUCCUAUGCCGGUGAGUGGUACAAUGGCCAAAGCCAUGGCGUUGGGUUUCAGACUUGUGCUGAUGGUAGCUGCUAUGUUGGCGAGUUCAAGCGCGGCGUUAAGCAUGGCCUUGGAUGCUACUAUUUCAGAAAUGGAGAUAGAUAUGCUGGAGAAUACUUCGGGGACAAAGUACACGGUUUUGGAAUUUACCAUUUCGUAAAUGGCCAUUGUUACGAAGGAUCAUGGCAUGAAGGCCAAAGGCAAGGAUAUGGUACAUAUACUUUCCGAAACAGCGAGGCGAAAUGCGGAGAAUGGGAUGGUGGCAGCCUCAAGAAUCCUCUCUUGCCGCUGAACGACAGCGUUCUCCAAGCUGUUCAGGCAGCUAGAAAGGCAGCAAGGAACGCUAUAAACCUUCCCCGGUUGGAUGAACAAGUGAAUAAAGCUGUGGUUGCUGCUAAUAGAGCGGCCACUGCGGCCAGAGUUGCUGCCAUCAAAGCCGUUCAAAAUCGAAUGGAUGGUAAAUUUUGCGAUUCUGAUGUUUAAGGCUUUUGCUUUGCUAGUUGCUAAUUUUAUAAGUCGGGCAAAAAAAAUCAAAAACCCUGGUGGCUAAAAACUCACCGGAGGUGUUUUCAAGUUUCUAUCACACUUCAACUUGUAUAUAUUCCUCAUGUAUAUUAAUGAAAUAGAGCACUUUCUAUCUCUCCUCUA